Molecule: messenger RNA, 2364 nt
Organism: Closterium sp. Naga37s-1
Lineage: Eukaryota; Viridiplantae; Streptophyta; Zygnematophyceae; Desmidiales; Closteriaceae
Source: the annotation of a GenBank genome assembly
AUGGCCGUCUCCGCUACUGCCUUCCAGCGCAAGUUCCUUUUGGAACGCGUGACUGUCGACAGACCAGGAUCAAGCCCGUGUUUGAGCUCGUCCACGUCAGCAACCCCUCUCCGACGAGCAUCGCCCGUUGCGCAGGUCCCCUCGCCUUCCGCCAACUCCGCGUCGUCCGCGGGUUCGCCGCUCGCAGCCAGCUCCGCGCAUCCCGCGACGGUAUCCGCGCCGUCGCCGCGCAUCACCCUGCAUUCCGGUCUCGCGAGCUCAUCGCAACAUCACGUGAAUGGCUCAGCCGUCGGUUCUUCGGCGCGCUUCUCUGCGUCUUCCGCCUCCCCCUCUUCCGCCUGCGCCACUGAACUGGCGGACGACCUCUUCACCGCCGCGACUACUCGAGCAGCAGCGGCGGAAGCCCUUGCGCUCGCGCGCGCAGCGCUAGCCGUUGCGAAGGAAGCCGCGGAGCUGUCGUUAUCGGAGGAGGCGAUGGGCCUUUAUGACGACGACGAUGACGACGAAUACGGGUUACCACAGGAGAGCUCGUUAAGUUCGCCGUUAUUAGGCUGGGGGGAGGUAGAGGAGGAGGGAGCCGACGAGAUUAUGAACAGUGAUCAGCUGCAUCAUAUGUGGCUCUUAGCCGUCGAUAAGGUCACGCAUUUAGAGUCGUAUCGCGGCGCGGAAGACAGUCUAAGCUCAGAACUCCCCUUACCUUCCGCCUCCGCUUCUCCCUCUCCCUCACCGCCUGCCCCAGUCCAGCCGUCCCCGGUCGAACCUUCCCCCUUUCAACCGUUCUCAACCCAGCCGUACGCCCGGCUUCCACAUGACUAUCUUCCCCAGGAACCUCCGCACCCGGAUGACCGUAUCUUAUCUGCGGUAGAUCGGACGGCCCAGGGUAGGUCGCCAAGGGCAAGUCUUAACGAUCAGCCGCACGCCGUCAAACGCACCGCGAAGCCGAUUCGCGAAAGGAGGGCGGCGCGACGGGCAGGCGGGGCGCCAGGGGAAGGGAAGGCGGAGGAAGGCAGUUUGGCGCAAGCAGUUGGCGGGGGUGAUGUGAGCGGGGAGGAUGCGCACCCUGCGGAGAUUGUCAUGUGGGCGGAAGACGCCGCGUACCGCGGGCUAGAGCGCGCACUGGAAGACGGCGCGCGGGAAGCCGAGCGGAAGGCGGACCGGGAGGGGGAAGCGGAGCGGAAGCCGAAGCGCGUGGUGGUGCGCUCGCAGAAGAAGGGCAAGCGCCUUGCGGAGCGCGAAAAGUCCCUGCAGCAGCGCCAGGCCGCGUCAGCCGCCGCCGCCGCCGCCACCGCGGCGGCUCCCGCGGGGAGAAGGAAGCCGGCGGCGGAAGGGCCGGCGCUCGCGCUGGGGGAGGAGGAGUCGGAGGCGGAAGAUGCGGUCGUGGCGGAGGGGUACAGGCGGGCGGCGAAUGAAUCGGUUUUCGCGAUGUUCGACACUGCGGGUGGUAACCCUCGGCUGUUGUCAGUCCAGGAGGAAAUCGAUCUCUCCAAGGGCGUUCAGGUGCUGCUGAAGCUGGAGCGCAUGCGGGAGGCGCUAGAGGAAAAGCUGCUCCGCGCGCCGACCCGCGCGGAGUGGGCGCAGGAGGCGGGGCUGUCCGUCGCGGAGGUGCAGGCGCGGGUGGCGUGGGGGAAGGAGUGCAAGCAGCGCAUGAUCGCCUCGAACAUGCGACUUGUGAUUUCCGUUGCGAAGAAAUACACGACGCGCGGGCUGUCGCUGGAGGAGCUUAUAACGGAGGGGUGCAUGGGUCUUAUGAAGGGGGUGGAGAAAUUCGACCACAGCAAGGGCUUUAAGUUCAGCACGUACGCGCAUUGGUGGAUCCGCCAGGCGAUCAGCCGCUCCGUCGCGGAGCAGAGCCGCAUCGUGCGACUGCCGGCGCACAUAUACGAGCUGGUGUCGCGCAUCAACCGCGCCAAGGCCAUGCUGACGGACGCGCUGGGUCGCGCGCCGGCGGAGCGGGAGGUGGCGCAGCUUGUGGGCAUCACGCGGGGCAAGCUGCGCAGCAUCAUGCGCACCGUGCGCGCGCCCACCUCCAUGGACCGCCCUAUUGCCUCGGACGACGGGGACGAGACCCUCGGGGCGUUUGUUGCCGACACGACUCUGGAGAACCCUGAGGACAUGAUCAUGCAGCAGCUGAUGCGCAAGGACCUCGAGAACGCGCUGCACACGCUGACGCCGCGCGAGAGGGAGGUGAUGUGGCACCGGUACGGGCUGGACGACGGGCGCGUGAAGACCCUGGAGGAGCUGGGGUCGCUGUUCCGCGUUACAAGGGAGCGGGUGCGGCAGAUUGAGGGCAAGGCGCUACUGAAGCUGAGGCAGCCGGGGAGGAGCAGCGCACUUAAGAGCUACAUUGAUGGGCAUGCGCUGUAG